AUGGCCGACACUCCAGAAGAGAACCCCUAUGCGGGACUUCAGUCUUCCUCAGAGGAUGAGGAGGGCCAGGAGACAGAGGCACCCGUGGAGUCCUUGAUAUCCGGCCGUGCGAAGCGAAGCACCGCUGGUUUACACAUGUCCGCUCUCCUCGAAGCCGCUGCAGACGAUGACCUUACACUACUAUUCGAGGAGGUGGAGGAUGACAAUGAAUUUGCGGAGGAUGAGGCAGGAGACGAAGACGAUAUGGCACUUGACUCGUCCUCGGAUGAUGAUGAUGACCAGGGUCCGAACGCGGACAACGACUUUGAAGGCGAGAAACAGCUGCAGAAAGAAGAGCGCAAGAAACGCCGAGCACAGAACGAUCUUCGAUUCCAAACCCUGCGCAAGCGCGUCAAAAUUGACCCGACCGCAGUCUCUGCCGUACCUCCUCCCCGUCCGAAGAAAAAGUCAGAGCGCAUCUCUUGGCUCCCUACACCAGAAGAUGGCCCUACGCGAACAUCCUCACGCAGGCAAACUAUGGCCAACAAGGAAGUCACGCAUGCGCGUCUCAAGGACAGCCAGGAGAAGCGUAUUCGCAUUAUUGCUACAAUGAAGGAGGCUGAGAAGCGCAAGGCCCAUCUGAAACCCAAGAAAAUGACCCAAGAGGAUCAUCUUGCGGAGGCAGCGAGGAUCGAGCGACUCAACAGCAAGAGUGUGAAUCGGUGGGAAGCCGCAGAGAAAAGGAGAGCAGAGGAGCGAAAGGCCAAGAUUGAGGCGCUGCAGAACCGCCGCCUUGAUGGUCCUGUCAUUUCCUACUGGAGCGGAGUGGCUACGUGGACCAACGGCCGUCUCACGCGAGUGGGCAAGGUUGAUAUUAAAGUGAAGCCGGAUAAGCCCAAGUCAGAGAAGGACGAUCCUAAGAAGAAGAAGAAGGAGGAGGAGAAGACCGUGGAUUCACAGGAGGCUACUCUAGCUACUCCUGCUCCUGGACUGUCGCAACAGUUGCAACAGUUGCCUGUGAGCACGCCAGCUCAAUCUGAAGGCCCUCUGGCUCCAACAUCAAUUGUCCAGCCCACCACUAUUCCGCCAUCUGAUCAGAAUAAUUCUCAAAAUGUCCCGGUCCCGGAGACCGUCGCGACUCCGCUUGCACCUGCACCUCCAGCACCUACCAUCAUUGAAUCCGUCAAGCCAGAUGAUCAAGCUAUUGAAAAUGAAGUGGCCGAGCCCACCGAGAAAGCCGGGAGCGAAGGUACCAACAACACCCACGAUACGCCGGCAAAGACCCCGACUUCCGCAGCAAAUACCUUAGAUAAGUAUCCAAAACCCGCUGUGGAGAUUCCGGCGCCUCCUGUACCGGAUGCACCGGUGCCCAAUGAAGCUCAAAUUCCAAAGUCGACAAAGGACCCUCAGGACGAUGUGAUGGAGGUUGACCCAAAGCCACCGCAUGCCAAUGCCGAGAUUGAUGCCUCGCAGUCAGCACCUGAUCAAACAAAUCCACCGACCGCCACAAGCGCCGGCACACAAAACGUUUCAGGGGACCCUCAACCUGAGCCCAGUACAACGGAGGAGAGGCAGCAGGUUACACUCCACCCAGCACCUGCACCUGCAACCACCCCAUUGGGCCCUCAAGCCCCUCCCGCAAUCUCGGCCGAUGCAGCUCCGCUGCACACCACGCCACCCGUGAUUGAUGCAAUCCAGGGCCACCAACCCGGAUCAGCCCUGCCGACAUCUCUCCCAUCACAUGAACUGAGUGGCUUGCCAGCACAGUCCGAGGCGCCAGAUGUGACAGAGGUGGCAGAGGUGCCGCAGCUCCCGCCGGUAAUCGAGAAGACGGGCCGCAAUCUGACUAUCCUCGAGAAUUUUGACGACAAGACGGCACAUAGCAAAAAGUACAGCAUGUACUUCAACGCGAGGAAGCCGCCUCGCCUGACUAAAAUCUCGUCAUCACUGUGUGUCAUCACCUCAUUACCAUCGCGUUAUCGUGAUCCAGAGACCGCCCUUCCUUACGCCAACUCCUACGCGUAUGGACAAAUCCGCAAGAUGCUGUCCCAGGGAUACAUCUGGAGCUCGAUGCUGGGCUGCUUCGUUGGCGCCGCAGAUACCGCAGCGCGCGGCGUACCCGAUCGAUUCUUGGGUAAGACAACGGUCGAAGAGACCGCGACUAAGCCCACAGUGAAGGAUUCGGUGGUCUCGAAGGUCUCGGCAAAGCCAGCUACUAAUGAAACAGCGACGGCCGAGUCAAUGGAGAUGGACCAGACCAGUUAA
Molecule: messenger RNA, 2244 nt
Organism: Penicillium maclennaniae
Lineage: Eukaryota; Fungi; Ascomycota; Eurotiomycetes; Eurotiales; Aspergillaceae
Product: putative signal transducer
Exons: 2
Coding region: 1-2244 (747 amino acids)
Biological process (GO): regulation of DNA-templated transcription; chromatin remodeling
Cellular component (GO): nucleus
Molecular function (GO): ATP-dependent H2AZ histone chaperone activity
Source: RefSeq, a predicted model, not a curated record